AUGAAACUCAACCCUGAAAAAUGUUCAUUUGGGUUUGAGGAAGGGAAGUUCUUGGGUCAUAUUGUUGGGAAACAAAGCAUCAAGGCUAAUCCAAACAAGGUGAGAGCUGUUCUUGAAACCAGACCACCAAAAACCAAGAAGGAGGGUUGCACUGAUAAGAAAGACUUCAGAUGGACUGAAGAGGCUGAAGAAGCCUUUAACCAAAUGAAGCAACACCUAGCUUCCCUACCUGACCUGGAAGCCCUAGAAACAGGUGAAUUGAUCUCAGUAUACCUCUCAGUUGCUGAAGAAGCAAUAAGCGUGGUCCUCACCAUUGAACGAGAUAAAAUCCAGACAACCAACAACGAAGCUGAAUACGAAGCACUGAUAGCUGGUUUAAGACUGGCUAAAGAAAUGAAGGUCCAGAAGCUUGAAGUGUUUACAGAUUCGUUGCUGGUAUGA
Messenger RNA from Helianthus annuus (common sunflower), 441 nucleotides. RefSeq lists its product as uncharacterized. The coding region runs from base 1 to 441 and encodes 146 amino acids. Gene Ontology annotation, molecular function: nucleic acid binding; RNA-DNA hybrid ribonuclease activity. The record is from RefSeq and is a predicted model, not a curated record. The transcript has 3 exons. Lineage: Eukaryota; Viridiplantae; Streptophyta; Magnoliopsida; Asterales; Asteraceae.